Echinostoma caproni is the source of this 387-nucleotide messenger RNA. The record is from the annotation of a GenBank genome assembly. NCBI's taxonomy places the organism in Eukaryota, Metazoa, Platyhelminthes, Trematoda, Plagiorchiida, Echinostomatidae.
AUGCACAUUUCGUUACAUGGGGCAUGCGUAAUCAAAGUCUUCGCUUGGNAGGAUUGGCGUGUUGUUGCGAAACGCAGUGGAGUGAAGUAUAAGACCGCUUACAACUGGAUUAAUGCCAAGGAACUGCAUUACGAACGUCAACCGAAAAGCGGAGGAAGGAGAAAGACUUUAAAUGACACGGAGAUCGACGAAAUAAUCAACUGGCUGGAGGAAGAUCCCACAAUCACAUUGGAGUUGUUAAGAAUCCGAAUUAAAGCGGAGUUUGAGAAGGAGGUUUCACGCACAACAGUUGAAAAUUAUUUGGAUUGCCGACUGAUUACAAUCAAGAAGCGUCAUCUCAUUCCAUAUGGAAUGAAUAAUGUUGAUACGAAGGUGAUACAAACGUGA